Messenger RNA from Funneliformis caledonium, 370 nucleotides. The record is from the annotation of a GenBank genome assembly. NCBI's taxonomy places the organism in Eukaryota, Fungi, Glomeromycota, Glomeromycetes, Glomerales, Glomeraceae.
AGAUUCAAUUGCUUUAAGUAGAACAGCGGAUCACAGAACAGCUAAAGGAAUAAAAGCCAAAUUAUUAACUCUAUUUAAUGGUGCAUUAGAAGUAGUAAUUGGUAAAGCAUUAGCAAGUCAGCGUGAAUUUGGACGUGAUUAUGGAAAUAUUUGCAUUGGUAUUGAUGGAAAAUAUGAUUUAAAUGCAGAUUAUGCUCCAGUAUUAUUGAUUGUUCUUAAAAAUGAAGCUGAUUAUGCUUUAAGUAACAAAGAAAAUAAUCAAACUAUAAAACUGGCAAUUAAAGCUAUUAAAGGAAAUAUUCCUUGUAAUAAUAUAUUAUACCAAUAUAGAUGGUAUUAUAAAAACUUAAUUUUAGGAAAUGGAUUUUAA